AUGAAAGUGAAAAUUCUGACAAGAAAUCCAGAUGACUAUUUAAGAGAAACGAAACGUGAUAUUCAUAAAGUACCAAGGAAUUAUGAUCCGGCAUUACAUCCUUUUGAAGCAGCAAGAGAGUAUACCAGAGCUCUAAAUGCAGUAAAGUUAGAAAGAGUAUUUGCAAAACCUUUUGUAGGAUGCUUAGAAGGACAUAAAGAUGGUGUGUCUUGCUUAUGUAAACAUCCUUCUCAGUUGUCUAUUCUACUUAGUGGGUCUUUUGAUGGAGAAAUAAGAGUAUGGGAUCUUAUAUAUAAAAUAUGUACACGCAACAUUUUGGCACAUGAUGGCAUAAUACGGGGAAUUGUAUUUAACCUAAGUGGUGAAAACUUUAUCUCUGUUGGUGAUGAUAAGACUAUUAAAACAUGGAAAUCAGAAAAAUCAUCAUUCAGUCAUCACGAAGAACCAAUAAAUACAGUUAUUAGUAAAACUAUAAUAAGUGGAAUCUCUCAUCACCGAACUCAGCCAAUAUUUGCAACAUGUGGCGAAGUAUGCCAUUUAUGGGAAGAAACAAGGAAUGAACCAAUUCAUACAUUUAAAUGGGGUGUUGAUAGUUUGCACGAUAUUAAAUAUAAUCCUGUGCAGUCCAAUUUAUUAGCUGCUUGUGCAAGUGACCGUAGUAUAAUUCUGUACGAUGCCAGAGAAACAGGACCAUUGCGAAAAGUGUUUAUGAGGUUUAGAACUAAUAAAUUGUCUUGGAACCCUAUGGAGGCUGUUACUUUUACAUGUGCUAAUGAAGAUUAUAACUUAUAUACUUAUGAUAUUCGUAAGUUGAAAACACCAGUAAAUGUGCAUAUGGACCAUGUAGAGGCUGUAAUUGAUGUAGAUUACUCGCCGACUGGUAAAGAAUUUGUGUCUGGUAGUUAUGAUAAAUCUAUUCGCAUUUUUGAAAUAACCAAAGGUCGUUCUCGAGAAGUUUACCAUACAAAACGCAUGCAAAGAUUAACAUGCAUGGCCUGGUCUCUUGAUAAUAAAUAUGUUAUUAGUGGUAGCGACGAAAUGAAUAUUCGUAUAUGGAAAGCAAAGGCAUCGGAAAAAUUGGGUGUGUUGAGACCUAGAGAAAAAGCAGCAUUAAAUUACAGUGAAGCUUUGAAAGAGAAGUUUUCUGCACAUCCCCAAGUUAAGCGAAUUUCUCGACAUAGACAGGUUCCACAACAUGUUUACAAUGCAAAGGCUGAAUUACGUACAAUUCGCGAGAAAAGUAAACGAAAGGAGGCUAAUAGACGAGCUCAUUCUAGAAGAGGUGCGGUACCUUUUGUUUCGGAAAGAAGCAAGAAUGUUGUUCAUCAAGAAGUAUAAUACACAAUUAUGUAUUGUAGUAUUAUACAUUUUUAUGCUGAUGCCCCUUGCGGACUACCGCCGCAUAUAUGCGUUCUGCGUAAGCCAUCAAUUUGGCCGAGGAACUCAUAUAUGCUUUUGACGAAAACAAUUGAUAGAACCGAAAGACUCAUAUGUGUGUCAUUUUAUUUAUCCUGUGGGGAAUCUGUGCAUAUACAUAUGUCUAGAAUUUAACAUCCAUGAACGAAAAGCACGCCUAAGCAGAAAUAUGCGUGGCAAUUUUAAAUGUUUAUCGCGACAGCAACUCGGCCCUACGGUACGGUUGACUUUGAACCGUCCCGUCCGCAAAGGGUUAAAAAUAAAGACAAAAUGGAGUUUACCACAUUGUAUUAUAAUUUGUAUAAUUUUACAAAAUUCAAUAUAAACGGUAAUUUACGUAAUGUUAUAAACAAGGUAUGUCAGCAUUUCAUCUAAAUGUAUAAAUUUAUUUAUUUUUUGGAUAUACCGAUCAUAGUAAAUUAUAACAUUUGAUGAACAUGAAAUAUCUGUUCAAGAUUAAUUUUAUACUGUUUAUGCAUAUUUGUUUAUCAAAACAAAACUUAUUUUUUUAUUUUAAAGCGAAUGUUAAAAUUUAUGAAUUUCUUGUUAUACGGGGUAAUUCUCUAGUUGAUUCAAAGGCGAUGCCACUAAUAAUACACACAUAGUUGUUUUUGCCCUAACACAGGACUGAUAUCAGAUUCUGAUGACACAUUAUUACUUGAUAUAUAUUAUAUAUAUAUAAACAGAGAGUUAUUACAUUUCCUUUGAGUUAACUAAUAAGAAAAUCAUCCUGUAUAUGCUACAUUCGUUUAAUACUAAUUUCCUAAAUUUCAAAAUAAAAAAUUACAUGAU
This is a messenger RNA of Bombus impatiens (common eastern bumble bee), 2208 nucleotides long. Its product is annotated as DDB1- and CUL4-associated factor 13. The transcript is spliced from 7 exons. The coding region runs from base 1 to 1338 and encodes 445 amino acids. Gene Ontology annotation, cellular component: nucleolus; small-subunit processome. The record is from RefSeq and is a predicted model, not a curated record. Gene Ontology annotation, biological process: maturation of SSU-rRNA from tricistronic rRNA transcript (SSU-rRNA, 5.8S rRNA, LSU-rRNA). NCBI's taxonomy places the organism in Eukaryota, Metazoa, Arthropoda, Insecta, Hymenoptera, Apidae. Gene Ontology annotation, molecular function: protein binding.